Messenger RNA from Frankliniella occidentalis (western flower thrips), 4505 nucleotides. RefSeq lists its product as uncharacterized. Lineage: Eukaryota; Metazoa; Arthropoda; Insecta; Thysanoptera; Thripidae. The record is from RefSeq and is a predicted model, not a curated record.
AGGGCUCGGGGGACACACUAGGCCGGCGGGGCGAGCCGAAAGGGGACCGUGAGCCGCCAGGAGAACGCCAGCGCUGGCCUGGGCGCGGAGCACACGGAAGUGAUGUGAUGGGCGCGCCCGCGAGCGACCAGCGUCCGGCGUGAGCCGCGUCCAACGGCCCGGUGAGAGAUCCAUCGGGAAUGUCCGUCACAUCCGUGUCGGUGUCCGUGUGCGAGUCGGAGGACGUGGGCCCGUCGGCGGCGGACUUCCCCAAGCGGAGCGGUACGGCGGACAGUGCGCUCGGGCUGGGGCUCGGCGUCCGCGAGGACGAGGACGACUUUGGGCGAGUCGGCGUCACUCAGGUGACGCUCGUCACCAACGGUGGCUACGGCGGACUCCGGACUCUGCCCGGCGGGGGCAGCACCCGCUCCGACAGCGGUAUCGCCCUCUCCGUCGACCUCCAGGAUGGCGGCGGCCAGGAGGCGCCCGGUAGCCCGGAGGGUCGGCAGCGCUCCGGCAAGCAGCUCACCGUGUCCUUUGAGGGCGUGGACAGAGGCCCCGGGGGCCCCGGGGUCACCGUCACCCUGCAGAUGGCUCCGGAAUCCGAGGAAGGCGAUCACUCUCUGGCCGCCGACCUGUCGGAGACGUUCUCCGAAGGCGAGGACGUGGACGCCGAGGUGGCGGCGGUCAUGGUGCAAACCUCCGCCGCCCACCGUGGAGGCCAGCGAGGAUCCCAGGCCUCCCCGUCGCUGUCCCCCACGGCCGGGGUCUCUGCCGCGGGUGCGGGGCUCCCCGCCUCUGCGGAGAGCGUCCCCACCGUCCCCACCGGGCCGGGAGAGCUGGUCGACCUGCAGUUCAUCCUGCCGAGCGACAAGAACUGGAAGAACAAGAACUACUUCAAGCUGGUCGAGAAGCAGCGCGCUCUGGGCGCCACGCCCAUGGCCUCUGCGCGAGACGUGGUCGUGACGGGGCCGCCGGAGCGCGGGCUGUCCCCCAUCCCCACGCACUGGCAGCCCCUCGCGAAGCGGCCGCGUCGCCCGGGGCCGCAGCUGAGCAUCGCGUCGUCGCUCGGUUCGACGGCAUCCCAGGAGGCCGCCCUGCCGCCAUGGACGUGCGCGGACCUGGCCAAGGCGGGCCUGCUCCUCGCCCUGCCGCCCAGGCCGGUGGACUUCGACGACGAGGCGGAGAUGCGGAGGGUCUUCGCCCUGGCCUACGACGUGUUCCGGUAUAAAAAUGUUUUGCAGCAGGCUCUGGAGGACUGCGGGUUCUUCGUGCAGUUUCCACAGCAUGCGGGUGAGCCGGCCCGCGCGUGGCUGCUGCUGUUCGACCUGCACAAGCGGCACUUCCGCCCCCGAGAGGCCAUGGAGCUGCACCUGCCCCCGCCGCCCGGCGGCCACCAGGUCAGCAGCCGACAGGCCCUGGCGAGCGCCGGCCUCGCUGACAUGGACGACGACCUCUGGGAGACCCGCGUGCACCUCGCCGCCGCCCUGGCCAGGCUGAGGGUGAAGAAGCGCGCGCUCCGGUUGUCGCAGCUGCUCCCCCCGCACCUCCAGGACGGCAGGAUAGUGAACCACGAGGACGCCCUCGUGACCGGCUGGGUCAACACGUUCCGGAGCAGCAAACAGCAGGUGUCCGCGGGUCUGGAGCGGCAAGGCCUACGGCUGGUGGACGACGGGCCCGCGGGGCGUGUGCUCACCGUGGACGCGGCGCGGGACGGGGCGGCCUCCGUGUCGCACGAGGACUUCCGCUUCGACCCCGUGCUGCCCAACGUGAUCGUGUGCCACCCCGACCAGCGCGACGACCUGGCCCAGGCGGCCAUCGUGCGCAAGUGCUACCUCGUCCUGCAGGACCGCGCGUUCAACUUCGGCCCGGCCAUGGUGAGCAAGCUGCUGUCCGACUACGACCUGACGGGCUGCGUGGCGCAGACGCACAUCCACUCGCCCCGCUCCACCGCGUACCUGGCCGCCAUCCUGGCCGAGAACGUCAAGGUGGACACGCUGCUCGCCUUCGGCGCGGGCUCACGCAAGCAGCAGUACAAGGCCUACUUCCGCAAGCUCGGGGUGACAAACGCCGAGGUGUUCGAGGAGCGCUUCCUCGACGCCGCGGCGCACGACGGUGGCCUCCUGGACAACGUGGUGGCCGUGCUGGCCACGCCGCCCAACUCGUACUCGGCGGUGACGGACCCGGUGGACCUGGUGUGCAGCCGGGGCGGAGACCUCGGCAUGCUGCACCAGCUGACGGAGUCCGGCGGUGGUGGCGGCGGCGCCGGGAGCUGCACCGCGGGCAGCGCCAUGCUGCAGGAGCAGGCCGCCACGCUCCGCCUCGCCAUGGCCAAGCCGCAGGUGCAGUUCGUCGUGUACGAGACGCACUCGGUGUACUCGGUGGAGAACGAGCGGCUGGUGCGCCGCCUGGUGCGGGAGAUGAACGCCCUGGCGCGCGACCGACACGCAGAGGAGCAGCGCCGCGCGGCCUGGCUCGCCUCGCUCGCCGCGCAGGCCGAGCAGAACGUGCCCGGCAUGGCGCAGGGCGAGAAGCGCGAGCGCCAAGAAGGACAAGGCGGACAAGGCGGACAAGCCCGCCGAGGACGCGCCGGCGCCAAGAAGAAGAUGCGGAGCGCCAAGCAGGCAAAGGAGCCCGCGGACCAGGGCGUCGCUGCAGCCGCCCCUGCCCUCGUGACCCCAGAUGUCCCCGCUAUGGCUGACGACCCGCGACCCGUCACCCCAGGCACCGCGACGGCCUCAGCGGCGCCAUCAGUGCUCGGCGAGGGCGAGGCCGGCGAACCUGACCCCGCAGCAGCCCCGGCCCUCCCGCUGCCACCCAAAGAUGCACAAGACCAGCCGACCCCAGAGGACAUGGUUGUGGACGCAUCAGAUGAGGGUGCUGACCGACAGGUCCAGGGAGCCGAGGGCGGAACAACGGAGACCCCAGCCCCACCUCCGGUGGAGAUCCCUGCGCAGGCACCCACACCCACCCCCGCCCCGGAGCAGCCACCCCCGCCACCUCCACCACCGACACCCGCUCCGCCAGUGGUGGAGGUCCCGCCAUGCGACUUGUUCGAGAUAGGCAACCUGCCCGACAUGUGUCCUCACAGCGACAGCUGCCUGACCACCUCUGAGGAGGGCUGCUUCCUGGCGCUCAUCAAGCGCAAGGAGAUCGUGCGCAUGGACGCCAACUACAUGAUCAAGAUGGCCGAGGCCCGCGGGCUGUUCGGGUGCGCGCCGGGGGUGCGGCGGCCCACGGCCGCGGAGCGCGCGCGCAAGAAGCGCGAGCGAGAGGAGGCGGAGGCGCGGGCGCGAGGGGUGGGCGCGCGGCGGGGCAAGGGCGGCCCCCUCGACGUGGAGAGGCUGUCCGCGCCCACGCGCGCCUCCCGCGCCCGCCAGCACCGCAUCCCCCCGCGCCCCCGCCGCGCCUCCAACAUGUCGUGGGAGUCGGACGACUCGCACGAGGGGCCCGAGAUCACCGUGGUGCUGGAGGACUGCCCGCGCUUCCAGCAGCACAUGCAGGCCGCGCGCGAGGCCCUGGGCGUGGCGCUGCCCGCCCCCGGGGUGGCCGGUGGCCGCGCGCCCGGCAGCGUCGUGGAGGUGCGGCGUCGGGACGCGCGGCGCUGGUGGAGCGAGACUUCGCGGUGGGUACCCAGUGCUGUGCGCGAACUGCGCCCAGCUAUACGGCGUCGCGACCGCCAGUGCCUAAAAUCUCCACUGCUGUCUGUUUCUGUUUUUCCACAGGUACAUCGCCGCAAUGCGCGCCGGUUCAGCGGCGGGGUGGCAAUACCUCCUCAGGUUGGGCCCCAUGCUGGGUCCCAUGCUAGGGGGCAGUGGUGGGGGUGGCAGCUCCAGGGCAAGCCUCCGCCUGACUCGGUCUGCCCCCGCCGCUCACCACCAGGCACUCUGCUCCCUGCACCGCCACCCCUUCCCGCUGAGGGUGUGCCUCCUGGAGUUAUGACACCCGCCCCCGCCCGUGGACGGUCCCGGGCCCCUCGACCAGGACGUGGGCCUGCCCCGCCUCGGGCGCGCGCUGCGCUGCGGCUGCCACCAGCUGCUGCUCGAGCCAUCCGCCCCAGACAUACCCCUCGCGCCCCUAGUCUCGAAGCCACCCCCGGGCCCGCAAGCCACUGCAAGGUCCGCAGCGCAAUCCGUGGUGUCUUCUAAGGCGUGACGGCUCUUCCGGAACAAUUUCUCAUGUACUUGAAUUGUGUUAAUUAGAAAUCCUUAAGUUCUGUGAUUAAGUCAUCUGACAUGACAUUCUGAAAUUUGCAACAGAGCAUGUAGUGCCUUGCUCAAGGAAAUAAAUGAAUGAUGGUGUCAACUUUAAAAUCGCUUCACAGGUCCCACUUUAAAAGUUAAAUGAAGUGUUUGGCCAAAUAUGGUGGGAGUCCGUUCUCUUGCAAUUUCUGUCCUAUGUAAGUGGCAGGGAGUAAAGGGUUAAGCGGCAAUGCAAGACAAUACAAAUUGUACCACAUAUCCAGUUUAGACAAUUAAUGCCAAUUCCGCCUGCACAGCUAUCCCUUAACGCCACAUGAGAAUAAA